AUGGCUGAUAUAGAUGAUACUCAAUUUGAAACUGGGGAUGCUGGAGCUUCCGAGACUUUUCCUAUGCAAUGUUCGGCUUUGAGAAAGAAUGGUUAUGUCAUGUUGAAAUCUAGGCCCUGCAAAAUUGUUGAAAUGUCCACCUCAAAAACGGGGAAACAUGGCCAUGCUAAGGUGCAUUUAGUCGGCAUCGAUAUCUUCACUGGCAAAAAGUACGAGGACAUCUGUCCAUCUACUCACAACAUGGAUGUGCCGCGGGUUACCCGUCUGGAUUAUCAGUUGACAGACAUCGAUGAAGGAUACUUAUCCUUGAUGGCUGACAAUGGAGAUCUUCGAGAAGAUCUCAAAGUUCCAGAAGGUGAACUUGGUCAAUGUAUCAGGAGCGAUUUCGAAGCUGGCAAAGAACUGCUUUGUACUGUUCUCAAAGCUUGUGGUGAAGAAUGUGUGAUUGCUGCUAAACCGAACACGGCUUUGGAUAAAUAA
Messenger RNA from Ctenocephalides felis (cat flea), 480 nucleotides. RefSeq names its product eukaryotic translation initiation factor 5A-like. The transcript is spliced from 2 exons. Bases 1 to 480 code for a protein of 159 amino acids. Gene Ontology annotation, biological process: positive regulation of translational termination; positive regulation of translational elongation. The record is from RefSeq and is a predicted model, not a curated record. Gene Ontology annotation, molecular function: RNA binding; ribosome binding; translation elongation factor activity. Lineage: Eukaryota; Metazoa; Arthropoda; Insecta; Siphonaptera; Pulicidae.